AAGCCCUAGAAAGUCGCGGAGAGACGUAUCGCAUAUUAAAAAGAUAUGAAGAAUCACUUGCAGAUUUGAAUAAAUCGUUAACGAUUGAACCAGAUAACGCAGGUGCAUUAAUAAAUCGUGGAAAAACUUAUGUCAUGUUAGGAAAAUACAGUGAAUCACUUGCAGAUUUGAAUAAAUCGUUAAAUAUUGAGCCAAAUAACGCAGAAGCAUUUAUAAGUCGUGGAGAAACUUACUUAAUGUUAAAAAGAUAUGAAGAAUCGCUCGCAGAUUUGAAUAAAUCGUUAUAUAUUGAACCAAAUAACGCAGAGGCAUUAAUAAAUCGUGGAAAAACUUAUAUUAUGUUAGGAAAGUACAGUGAAUCACUUGCCGAUUUGAAUCAAUCGCUAGUGAUUGAUCCAAAUAACGCAGAAGCAUUAAGAAGUCGUGGAAAAACUUACUUAAUGUUAACAAAAUAUAAAAGAUCGCUCGCAGAUUUGAAUAAAUCGUUAGAGAUUGAACCAAAUAACGCAGAAGCAUUAAUAAAUCGUGGGAAAACUUAUAUUAUGUUAGGAAAAUACAAUGAAUCACUUGCAGAUUUGAAUAAGUCGCUAAAGAUUGAACCAAACAAUGCAGAAGCAUUAAGAAUUCGUGGAACAACAUAUAAGACGUUAGGAAAAUACAAUGAAUCAUUCGCAGAUUUGAAUAAAUCGUUAGAGAUUGAACCAAAUAAUGCAGAAGCAUUGAGAAUUCGUGGAACAACUUAUCUUAGAUUAGAAAGAUAUGAAGAAUCAUUUGCGGAUUUAGAUAAAUUAUUAGAAAUUGAACCGAACAAUGCAGAAGCAUUAAGAAUUCGUGGAACAACUUAUUUUAGAUUAGAAAAAUAUGAAGAAUCACUUGCAGAUUUAGAUAAAUUAUUAGAAAUUGAUCCAAACAGUGCAUUUUCGUUACAAAUCCGUGGCGAAAUAUAUUACAAGAUGAAAAAGUACAGUCUAGGAAUAUACCAAAUUUGGGGGACGUCUAAAGCCGUGUCCAGUCAC
Molecule: messenger RNA, 1016 nt
Organism: Ambispora leptoticha
Lineage: Eukaryota; Fungi; Glomeromycota; Glomeromycetes; Archaeosporales; Ambisporaceae
Source: the annotation of a GenBank genome assembly